Messenger RNA from Anoplopoma fimbria (sablefish), 3196 nucleotides. RefSeq names its product family with sequence similarity 110 member D (gene fam110d). The record is from RefSeq and is a predicted model, not a curated record. NCBI's taxonomy places the organism in Eukaryota, Metazoa, Chordata, Actinopteri, Perciformes, Anoplopomatidae.
GCCAACAACUGCUUUCUAGGGGUCACCGGAGGCUGUCGGUCAUUUGAGGGCUGCAGUUUUGAUGUCUUUCCCAGCUCAGUAAAUCAACAUGAAGCCCCUAACGCCAGCUGGAUCCCCGUCUCCUCUGAGGCUCCUCAACAAAGGUCCAGACUACCUGCGCCGGCAGAUCGACGGCGGAGGCUACGGACGCUCAAUCAGCGCCGUGGAGAGGCUUGAGGCGGACAAAGCCAAAUAUGUUAAGAGCCAGCAGGUGAUCAACACCAAGCAGGAGCCUGUGCUGGUGCCAUGUGCUACCCCACCACCGCAGCCCCGGCGAGCUAUAUCCGUUCCCGGCAGCUUGACGCCUCGUCUUCCCCCGCGGCGUUCAUCCAACACCCCCUUCUCUACGCUCUCUGGCUCGUUCACCUCAAGGGAUGAGAAUGAAAAUGACGACUCCAGGAAGGAGAACCGACGGACCUCGGUGGACGUUGAGGCGCAUAACAGGAGCAAUGCGAACAAUGUACUGCCCCCUAACCCCAGGACUCCCGGCAACAACGCCUUGGUAGCUCCACACAGCCCAGUGCUCAGGAGAAGCACGGGCAAACGCAUGUUGAGGCCGGACUCCCUCCUCAUCUACAGGCAGAAGAAAGAGUGCAAGAGUCCCAACGGUGCAGCGGUGGGAGAGAACAAUAACACGGAGGUGAGGGGCUACAGUUUUGUCCGCCGCCUCUUUCAGGGCUCCAUGAGGGAGAAGGGAAGCGAAGGCCGAAUCCAGAAGAUGGUUAUCGGUGAAGAGAAAGCGCUUUCACGGGAUGGAGACUCACGCAUGUCUUGGACCAAUGAAAAAGACACCACGGAUGGGGGACCGGGAAGCAGGAGGUCCAGUAAAACCGAUCCAGAACGCAGCCCAGGGUCUAUCUCCAGCCCUGGGUUCAGCUGUUCGCUUGAACGGACUAAGAACGGAUUUACAAAUGGUACCGGUGAUGGUAUCACCAAUGGCAACCAUGAUGAUGAGAAUGACCCAUGGAGGCGGGCCUCACCACCACCAGUACCCAGAAGGAAGUUUGGGGAGUUGCGGCGCUCCAAGUCAGACCUGCGUCUGCGCUGCUCGGUAGCGUUAUCGGAGCAGGAGAAUUUCUUUGACUUCUGCGGGUUGGACAUGGACAUGAUAGAUCGUCUGGGUCGAGCGAAUUUCCUCUCCGGCGCCAGCUCCAUAGACACACUCUCAUUGGCCCUCCGCAGUGUCAACGGGGACGGCUGCUCGGAGCCCAGCGAGUUCUCCCAGCACUCGGGAGAGGGCCUGGAAGAGCUCGCCGAGCAGCUCCCCACCGGUGUGUCGAUCAUUGAGAGGAACGCUCGCGUCAUCAAGUGGCUUUACGGGUGUAAGAACGCUGCUCGAGAGGGACCCAAAGAGUCUACUGUUUGAUGUAGGGACAAGGAACCAUGUGCCGUGGAGUGCAGAGAGUCUGAAAGUGGUCUUUCCAACAAAACAAAUAGCUAUUUUUUGAGCAGCAAUGCAAGUCAGAUCAGCAAAAUAUGAUUUUUCUCUAAAUUUAAAAGGAAUUUCACUGACUAUUUAGAGUUAGCGCUCCAUGGCACAGGAUUACCUUUUGUCUCUUGCUCUCCCCGACUCCAAAGAGACUAUUUCUUCAAAUGAGAGGGCGACAACUGCUACGAGUUAUCUCAUGUGAAAUUGUUAAAUUGUAUUUAUAGAUCUAUUGUGUGGGUAUAGACAGAACUUACUGAUGAAUGGAACCAUUUCCCCCAGCAUAAUGUUAUAUUAUGUUCAGUGUGUGUGUGUGUUUUGUGUGUGUGGAGCAGACAUUGUCCUCUCCAUUUGUAGCUUCUUUUCAGUUAUUGACAGAACUGAUCUGAAAUCAGCCCCAGUGACCCAUCCAUCACAAGGCACAUAUGUGUAUGUUGGUCAUGACACAGUGGACACAGUUAGUGUCCCUGACACCAACACUCUCCCGUAAUGAUUUCAUUAAAAUGGAAAACCACUAAGCUAUGUAUUUUUUCUAAACUGGAAAUCUGUUGUGUGAGUGUGAAGUGAACCGUGAGUACCUCAUUCGGAUCUGUCCCAGUUUAGUUUGUGUGUUGCCUUUUUUCUUUUUUCUUUUUUUUUUUUACUACUUGAACGCAGGCGUUGGAACAAACAUGCGAUGCACCCCUGUGGGGUUGUUAAUGCACUGAACUGGACAGAGAGAGAGGAAAUGAAAAGAUAGACAUACUGCUUGGACUAUUUGCAGAGAUUCAUCUCAUAUAAUGUUAAAUACUGAGCUGGAUUCAGAGCAGCAUCUGCAUCGUGGAGGACAAGGAGCCAGGCCUGGCCAGUAAUUUUUCAUCAUUUUAAUCUAAUUUUCUAAACCCUAAGCAGGGUUAGAUUCUCACACAGUAUAAACACUGUCCAAUAAUCACUUGUGACACAGUCAUUGAUUACCACAGCUAAUGCUUUAUGCGUGUUCAGUGCUCAUAGGUUUGUCAGCUAUAUGGUUGCAAGAAGAUCAACCGGGAAAUAUUCCUGUCAGAGAAAAACUGGACUUUUUCAAGCGAAUACAAGCACAGUGAGAAUUUAAAAGUCACAUAAGAAGUUUAAAAAACUACUACAAUUUCAUAACAAUUAUAUAUAUUCACCUUUAAAAGUUAAAAGAGCUCAAGUUGUCAAACCCUUUACGGCUAAAUGUUUUUAGGAUGUCACUUUUACCAUCUGUCAGUUUGCAGACGUUUAAUCUUCCCAGAUGACACGGUCAGCCGUUUCCCAUCAAAACAAGCAGGGGAGGUUGAAGCCUCCUCUCUCUGAUAACUACAGAUCCUACCUCACUUCUUCCAUCCUUCAGUGAUUUUUUUUACUUUAUCUCCAUGAAAGGAUGCCACUGAAAUAUGAACUAGGGGUCUUCCGAGGAAUGCAGAGGUUAGACUGGGAGGCGUUCUGGGGUAAAGAUUACUGAACUCUAGGGCACCAUUUAUGUGUACAUGUGAUAAAUGAACACAAUUACAAUACUUGCAGCUUUGAUAUGAUUUAUUUUCUGUAUUCGUCAUCAGCAUGGAACACUCCUUCAAUCUGUUCAACCUGGACCUUUUUUUUUUUUUUCUUAUAUGUCCCUGUUUAAACCCAUUUGGUUGCAUGUUUACAAAGUGGCUCCAUGAAAUUCUGAAUCUCUUUUUUUUAUUUGAUUUAUAUAUAAAUAUAUAUAUAUAUGAGAGAUUUAGUUUUUAU